AUGGCCCCAACUGGCACUUCCCCCGUUCAUGGCUUGGCGACACCUGGGUCGAGUGACGGGUCUCGUGAUUCUCACCGCACAAAUCGUGCUCACAUGAUGCCAACUGAGCCUGAAAUCAUUACCAUCAUUGACUCCUCCGACGACGAGUUCGAGUACGGUGUGGACGAAGAUGAUGAGGACGCCUGGGCCAGUUUCAGUAACGAUGGCGGGGACAUUAUCCUCAUCGAUGAAGAGGAAGAGCUACCUCCGCUUGUCGGUCUGCCCGCCCUCGAAGAGGACAUGGUGUACGCGGCGUGCAUGCUCGAGGGGACAGAUAUCACUCUCCGCCACAAUCUCUACGAACUAGUCAUCACUCUCCCACUUGUUGACCUCCUGCCCUUGCAGUGCGCUGCGUACGGCCUCACGAGCUUGGACCCUAUUCGCAUUACUCUGCAGUUUAUCAACGGGUACCGUCGAACCUCGCACAAGCCCAUCGUAUCUGUAUACCACGGCGACCCUAUGGCAGGUCUAGGGAUCGAGACAUCUUCCGUCCGUGCUCAUCCUGGGUUCCCGCUCGGGCUCACGUUGACACAGACGACGCUCAACUUCCUCAACGAUCGCUGGGAGUCCAACCGCGGCGAGAGCUUCCUCUCCGACCUAGCACUGAGCCUGAAUCACCAUAUGCUUAAUGCCGGGAGCACGUGCAUGAUGUGCAACCGGGACCUUGUCUUCCCUGGCCUCAAGCUCACCGUCUGCGACCGCGAGCUCUGCUCUUAUCAGCUCGAUCACGUCGGCCUUGGUGCCGACUUGUCGCUGUUCGACACGGACUACAAAGUCGCCGACCUCCUCAUCUCAGUCGCUGUUGCUGCAUGCAACGACACGAAGCGUCUUAUCGUCUCCCCCAUCGCCACACCUGUCGACCAGGCGAGCGGACAACCCUACUCUCCGCUUCACCUUGGCCGCCUUCUGAAUCAGUUCCCAUCGGCCGAGGUCCUCCGUGACAUUGGCUGGAAGCGAACAAACUUCCUCAAGGAGAACAGCCCGAACGCGCCCUUCAUCGCCGGAUGGGUGUUCGCCACGAACCGUGCUCACAUUGUCUCGCUCGAGAUGGAGAAGCACAUCAAGGAGAUGCAAACGCCACACCAGUUUCAAAUUCACACCGGCACGCGCAAGCACGCGGAGAAAUUUGAAGCGCUGCGAGCCAAGCACGGCAGCAUCUGGGCAUUCCACGGCUCCUCGAUGUCAAACUGGCAUAACAUUUUGCGCCAGAACCUAAAGAAUGCUAGCAAUACGCCAAGGAUGUCGGCUGGUGCGGCGUACGGCGCGGGCAUUUACCUUUCUGCUUCGAGCAAGACGUCCGCCAUGUACUCGACAACUUCCACUGGGUGGGUCAAUUCGGCUUUCGGGAUCAAGCCCAUGUGCCUCGCUCUCGUCGAGGUGGCCAACUCGUCGCGCGUCCAUGAUCACGCCAGCGGCGAUAUUAUCGUUGCUAAUGACGAGAACUGCGUCAUGCUGCGCCGGCUGUUCGUAUACCCGUGCGGUGGCAUGCCCACUGUAACCGCCAAGGACAUUGCGCAGGCGGCCUACAAGAACCAGACGACCAUCGCAUAUGGCUCCACUUUCGAGGAGGUGCUAGCGAGCGGCAAGCUUCUCGUCACCUCCGACGACUACUUCUGGGACAUCGACGAGGUUGUUCAAACCAUCAAGGCGAAGAACGGCCUGUUCAUCAACCCCUAUAACAACCUUCCAUUCGAGCAGCGCGACGUCAAACUAAUCUUGACACAUCCCAGCGGUGCGGGCCAGGAGCUUUACCGCAUCGAGGCCGAGAACACUGAGCUGAAGAGGGAUAUCUCUUUGGAAGUUAUGUCACGCCUCCACACGGUCGGUUACAUUUGCAAGCAGGACAACUCGGCCGAUUUUGAGACUGCCAUGGGAGCGAUCUCAGAGCUCAAUGAGUGGCUCAAGCUUCGACCGACUCGUGAACGUAAUGCCCUCGCCUGCGUCCCCUUCCAGGCGAUUGAUACCCACACGCGGAUUCCGUUUCGCGACACGGUAACGCACGCUCUCGAGCUCGUCAUCUCGGGCGGCGAAUGUACCCAUCGUUUCGGCGACUUCCUGGUCCAAAUCAAGUAA
Molecule: messenger RNA, 2112 nt
Organism: Cutaneotrichosporon cavernicola
Lineage: Eukaryota; Fungi; Basidiomycota; Tremellomycetes; Trichosporonales; Trichosporonaceae
Exons: 1
Coding region: 1-2112 (703 amino acids)
Molecular function (GO): NAD+ poly-ADP-ribosyltransferase activity
Source: RefSeq, a predicted model, not a curated record